This is a messenger RNA of Paraglomus brasilianum, 1452 nucleotides long. The record is from the annotation of a GenBank genome assembly. NCBI's taxonomy places the organism in Eukaryota, Fungi, Glomeromycota, Glomeromycetes, Paraglomerales, Paraglomeraceae.
AUGUCGCUAAAGUUUGUUUUAUAUUCGUUGUUCAUUCUAUCUACGACGCUGCUGCGCUCACAAGCUGCGUACACAUGCGAUUCGACGACUUGUGUUCAUCCACAAUGCUUCUGUGCGUCAACUACACCUCCGGGGAAUAUACCCAUUGACCAAGUACCGCAGUUUUUCGUUAUUAGUUUCGAUGAUGCUAUGCAACAGCAAACAAUGCAAAUCGUCAACACUCUUAUAAAGGGAAAGAAGAACCCUAAUGGCUGCCCGAUUACCGCGACGUAUUUCCUCCAAACUGAUUAUACAGAUUUUGGACUUGUUACAGAUUGGUAUGCCGCUGAACAUGAGAUUGCCGAUCAUACAAUGACGCAUCCAAAUCUGCCAGGAGAAGCCGAAAUAACCGGUAACAUACUCGCGCUCCAUUCUCUUUCCGGCAUUCCGAAGAGCAAGAUUACCGGAUUCCGAUUUCCAUUUCGGAAUUACACCACCGCAUCGCUACAGUUACUAUCGAAACUCGGAUUCGUUUAUGACUCGACUGUGAGUGCUGGUACGGCUGAUAUGUUUUGGCCGUAUACGCUGGACAAUGGCGUGGCUAAUGAGUGUUGGUCGGGUAUUUGUGAUGCCGGAUUGAAGUUGCCAGGAAUAUUUGAAUUUCCAAUGUAUAAUAUUAUUGGCGACAACAAUGUGGCGUAUUUGAUGGAUCCGUUGUUAGGCAUUCCGGUAGAUCAAGGCAAACAAUGGCUUAUAAAUAGCUUUAACCAACAUUACAAGGGCGGUAAAGCGCCAUUUGGCCUUUACCUUCACCCCGCUCAAUUAUUAAAUCAACCAGGUCGUCCGGACCCCGGUCCACAAAUUACUGCAUAUAAUAGCUUUAUACAAUACGUUCUUUCCCAACCGAACGUUUAUGCCGUUACUUAUUCUCAGGUGCUUGCGUGGAUGAAAAAUCCUGUCCCGGUUUCCCAACUCGCGAAUCACCCCGCGUUUAAAUGCACUGUUCCAAAACUUGGCACAGAAAUAUGUAACGGCCUUGAUGACAACGGUGACGGCAAUAUUGAUGAGAGAUUAAAACAACAAUGCAGUCUACCCACAACUACAAUCACAACAUGCUACAACUGUCCAGUUGACACACCCACACCAGCCAACCCCGUUCCAAAGAGUGCAAAUCAAAACAGAUUUGAAGUGAGUACUACGUGCGAUACAAUAUACUGGGAUCCUGUUGCCGGAAAAUGUUUAUGUCAGGAUCAGUCGUGUGCGUUCACGGACUUGUCCAACGUAGGGAACAAUUCUGGGAAUAGUACUGGUGGGGGCAGUGGAGGUACUAAUAAUAGUACUAGUGGGGGUGAUGGAUCCAGCCAAGCGAACAGUUCGGCGAGUGAUGCAGAGAGAAUGGGAAUCAUAUCUCGGAUAACAAUUGGUGGAAUUAUAGGAACCAUCACUUUCUUGGUUCUUGGAGUGUUGGUGUAG